AUGAUAUUGGACGUAGAGGACGAGAUACUCUGUCGCGUUCCGGCCAUAUCUCUCAACCGGUUGCGAUCUACUUGCAAGCGAUGGAACAAUUUAUUCAGAGAAAGCAAAUUCACUAGAAAGAACCUUGAGAAAGCCGCAAAGCAGUUUCUUGUUCUCAUGUUGAAGGAUAGUAGAGUUUGCUCGAUAAGUGUCAAUCUCCAUGCAACUCGUCCAUCUGCAAAGGUCACACGUGAACUUAGUCUAGUCGAUCCUCGUUACAAUGAUCAACUCGUGAUCUCUCAAGUUUUUCACUGUGACGGCUUAUUGUUAGGCACCGACGAUGACGAGAGUAUAAUCGUGGUUUGGAACCCUUUAACUGGCCAAACCAAGUGGUUCCAAACUAGCGACGGUGACAAGACAAACACCUACUAUGCUCUUGGAUCCUACCAAGACAACAAAUCUGGCAAUAAAAGCUACAAAGUAUUGAGUUAUGGUUACGACCAAGCAUUCGAAAUCUAUGAUUUAAACGCUGAUUCAUGGAGGACUCUUGAUGCCGCCACUCCUGACUACCAGUUUCCUUAUAGUGAUUGCUGCACGUCUUUGAAUGGGAACACUUACUGGCCGAUUGCUUUACAAGAAGAGGAGAAACAGGAGCCAUGCAUAUUCUUAGUAAGGUUUGAUUAUACAAGAGAGAAAUUUGAACGUCUUAAGGGUCAGAUUCCUAUAUAUAUGGAUGAUCAAAUUGUGGCUCUAUCGGUUGUUAGAGGAGAGAAACUUGCAUUGUUGUUAAAACCCGAAAAGUCAUCAAAGACUGAGAUAUGGCUGACGAAUAAGAUUGAUGAAACCAAGGAGAUAUCGUGGAGCAAGGUGUUAGCGGUUGAUUUUAGCCCUUAUCUCCAAGAUUCGUAUGGUUUGAGUUUCUUGUUCGAUGAGGAGAAGAAAGUCCUCGUGUGUUGUGAUAACGACGACGACUGCGAACACAUCAUGGUAUACAUUGUUGGAGGGGACAAUAGAGUCACACGAGACAACUUUGGAGAAGAAGAUGAUGCUACGCCUUUUCUGUUUUAUUAUGUUCCAAGCUUGACUCGAAUCUAG
Capsella rubella is the source of this 1074-nucleotide messenger RNA. RefSeq names its product probable F-box protein At5g47300. Gene Ontology annotation, molecular function: protein binding. The transcript has a single exon. NCBI's taxonomy places the organism in Eukaryota, Viridiplantae, Streptophyta, Magnoliopsida, Brassicales, Brassicaceae. The coding region runs from base 1 to 1074 and encodes 357 amino acids. The record is from RefSeq and is a predicted model, not a curated record.